UCGUGUAUACUCAUUUGUAUGUAUAUAUAUGCUUUGCACCUUUUGACAGCUGUGUUAUUACCUUUUAUAUACUCAUUUUGUAAGCCUCAAAAAAGUUGCAGUGCUCGUGCGCGAAUAAAUUAAACUUAAUCUUAUAUUGAAUUAAAAAAUUCUCACGCGCUUUAGAAACACCACAUAUUUUUCUCGUUUAAUCCAGAAAAGAUUUGCAGUGCUCGGGCACGAAGUAUCUACGCAAAACCUUACGUAUAAGUUGCAACUUGCGCUCGAAUUGUUCGGAAUAACUAAAUUUUUCAUUGGCUAAAUCGUACCAAUAAAGUAUAAUAAAACCAUUAAUAAACUGUUUGAUUUCCGCCAAUAAACUCCGUUUGUGUUGUGCAAGAGUGUUCCGGCGAACUACAGCCGCCAGUAUCACAGAUUUGAGGACACCAGGUCACCAUCCGCUAUAUCGCCACCACAAAAACAGUGUCGUCAGUGCACCCGUCGUUCACCGCCGCCAAAGGCAGUUCAUCCACCGAUCACCGUCAAAGACAAGGUGGUGCCAUCUCUCCAACUGCCGCCGCUGGCUAAAAUUUGGAGACAGAAUCCCACGAAGCGCUGCCAUACACCAAUUAGAGAAGCCCCACCGCCCUCAGCUUACAAGGAAGUCGAGUGCGCCUCCAUUUGGUCCUUCUGCGCCAGCAGACCCCGAACCAGCAGCAAGUAUUAGAAAAAGUCCCUUUGUAAACCAUGGAUCACGAUGAGGCACCUCAGCCAGCACCGCGAACGUUCCUAAAGUCGCAGAUUGGAACCACCCACAGCAUACGUUCAGCGAAUCAUCCCACGGAGGAUUAUAAGCGGUGCCGAUUGUGCGCCGGUCAUCAUGCGCUCCGAGUAUGUCCAGCGUUCUUAGGCGUACAGCCACAGCAGCGCUUCUUACUGGCAAGGGCGCACAAGUACUGCACGAACUGCCUGGCGCUUUCGCAUCCGACCGCCCAGUGCACGUCCACUACCACCUGCCGCACUUGCUCCCUACAGCAUCAUACACUACUGCACCGGAAUGGUACACCGGCAGCCCGCCGCACGAGGGCGAACUCCGCAGUUCAGCCCCCUAAACGCCUCGACCAGACAAACAAAAACGCUCCCCAACGUGGGGGAUCAGGGCGUACAUCACCGCCCUACAACCACACCCGACACCAUCCCACCAGAGGGAACCGUAAAGUGCGCUUCACGGGGAAGGGAUUCCAAACUGCUGGCUAUCGUAGCAAGGCUACCAAAAUUUUGGUUCACGAGGCAAUGAGGGCUCUACGGGAGCUGAAGGAUGCACUAGCCGCUUAACGCGGCCAGGGCCGGGAGGAUGGCUACGCGAGCACUGCAACACUUAUAUUUAAUUAACACAAUUUGUAGCUAGCUUACUAGUGUGCAUUUCAUUUUGAAUUUUGUAUCUCUUGAAUUUUGUAUCUUUUGAAUUUGUACUUUGAACUACCUCUGGUGUGCACCCUUUGUAAGCUUAUCUUAGGAGUGGUUGGCAACGCAUGCCCAACUCGCUCGCUACCAAAUCGCUGUAUACUCAUUUGUAUGUAUAUAUAUGCUUUGCAUCUUUUGACAGCUGUGUUAUUACCUUUUAUAUACUCAUUUUGUAAGC
Molecule: messenger RNA, 1621 nt
Organism: Rhagoletis pomonella (apple maggot)
Lineage: Eukaryota; Metazoa; Arthropoda; Insecta; Diptera; Tephritidae
Exons: 2
Coding region: 727-1314 (195 amino acids)
Source: RefSeq, a predicted model, not a curated record